GCCGUGAGAGAUAGUGCUUUGCUAGGCAUGACAACAAAGUACGAACAGUGAUCUGUGACUACAAAGUUUGAAUGUAAGCUCUUUGUGAUUAGGCAGGAAAGUUUGAGAUUGUGUGUACUAUACUGUCGAAGUAAGAGUGCGUCUCAGUUUGAGUUUUAUCCAGAAUGUCUGUUAAUUCAAGAAUGGAGCAGCUCCAAGCGACAGUUGAAGAACUUAAGAGACUUAGUAAUUUGACAGAACGACAGAAAGUGAAGGACAUUUUGCUAGUUGAAGCCAGGAAAAUUGAGACUGAAAUUUCAUUAUUGAGAGAACAGAGCGGAGCAGAAAUAGCAGAAUCAUCUUCAGGUGGUGCCCGAAAUGCACCUGCUCGAUGCUAUGAUGUGCGAUUAACUAAUUAUGCAUGGGACCAGUCGGACAAAUAUGUUAAAAUUUAUGUUACUUUAAAAAAUCUUGAAGCACUCAAUGAAACAAAUAUUGAAUGUGUUUUCACAGAAAGGUCUUUCAGUCUUAAGGUCAAUGGGCUUGAUGGCAAAAAUUAUAUACUGAAUAUAUGCAACUUGCUAGAGAAAAUAAUUGUUGCAAAGUGUUACUGGAAAAAGAAAGGAGAUACUUUGAUUGUUUUCUUGGCCAAAAAGUCUCCAGGGGCAAACUGGUCACAUAUGACAUCAGUAGAGAAGAAAGCAAGUGAGCCGAAGGUUCCAAAACUAAACCAUUCUGAUGACCCAAGUGCUGGGCUGAUGGAUAUGAUGAAACAGAUGUAUCAAGAAGGUGAUGAUGAGAUGAAGAGAACCAUUGCCAAAGCCUGGGCAGAAUCUCGUGACAAACAGUUUCCUCAUUAAGUCACAGCUGUCGCAAACACUUAAAUAAGUAUCAGUUUUGUUAAAGCUGUUCUCUGAGCAUCAUGUGCAGAACCUAAGGACAGAUAAUACAAAUUUUUGUGCAUUGCAGUGUUGUGCCAGUAGAGAGAUUGGGAUCAGUCAUUCAACAGAGAAUAAAUUGAUACUUCAUGACUAAACUGAUUUGAUGUGCAGUCUUUGACUAAACCUUAAUGAAUCAGAAUUGGUAAUAGGCUGCAGCACAAGGAAUCAGUUAUUUGUGAUAGUGUCCUGUAUCUUAUGUUGUUAGUUGAAAGUUGUCGUAUGUGUGUGUGUAUUAUGUUAAAUGUUGUAUUUGAAUAUAUAGCAUCGUUUUGUCAGAUUGUUUCAGCUAUAUUGUGUUCAAUAAUGAUUUUUCAGUAUUCACACAGUGGAAAUAAUGAACUUCCGCUAAAUUAGUGAGGAGAGGCAACACAAUUGUUAAAAAAUUGGUUUAGUUCUUCUUGUAAGUUGUCCAAAGCGAUGCUGUUAAAAAAAAUAUUUGUA
This is a messenger RNA of Schistocerca cancellata (South American locust), 1361 nucleotides long. RefSeq names its product calcyclin-binding protein. Lineage: Eukaryota; Metazoa; Arthropoda; Insecta; Orthoptera; Acrididae. Gene Ontology annotation, biological process: heart development. Bases 165 to 839 code for a protein of 224 amino acids. Gene Ontology annotation, cellular component: nucleus. The record is from RefSeq and is a predicted model, not a curated record. Gene Ontology annotation, molecular function: S100 protein binding; ubiquitin protein ligase binding; tubulin binding. The transcript is spliced from 5 exons.